AUGUCGUUACCUUUCCCACAAAAGAAGUUCUCGACUCGCAAUGAAGAAGAUAGUUCCAAUGCUCUCGCUGACUUCGAUCCCUUUUCUCAAUCAUUGUUGUACACUGAUCACGAGAUACAUGCUACUUCUGAUCUCGAUAUGGAUCAGGGUUACGAUUUCUCAUAUUUUCUCGAGACACUCGGGAGAGAUGAGCACAACAUGAAUGUCGAUCAGUAUGGUCAUGAUCUUCCUAUGUCCGAUGUGUCACAAGACGUCGUCUCAUCAACUAGCGUUGAUGAUCAAGACAAUAUGACUGGAAACUUCGAGGGUUGGUCAAAUUAUCUUCUUGACCAUGCUGGUUUGAUAUAUGACGACACUGAAUAUGAUUUCUUCGAUAAGCAAAUCAUAUGA
Brassica napus (rape) is the source of this 390-nucleotide messenger RNA. RefSeq names its product transcription factor MYB28-like. Lineage: Eukaryota; Viridiplantae; Streptophyta; Magnoliopsida; Brassicales; Brassicaceae. The transcript has 2 exons. The record is from RefSeq and is a predicted model, not a curated record. The coding region runs from base 1 to 390 and encodes 129 amino acids.